Alternaria arborescens is the source of this 438-nucleotide messenger RNA. RefSeq lists its product as hypothetical. The transcript is spliced from 3 exons. Gene Ontology annotation, cellular component: mitochondrial inner membrane. The record is from RefSeq and is a predicted model, not a curated record. Gene Ontology annotation, biological process: pyruvate import into mitochondria. Bases 1 to 438 code for a protein of 145 amino acids. Lineage: Eukaryota; Fungi; Ascomycota; Dothideomycetes; Pleosporales; Pleosporaceae.
AUGGCCGCCGCGAUCAAAGCCCUCAAUGCGAAGAUUCGCUCCAACCCGUACACGGAUUACUUUUGCUCGACUCAUUUCUGGGGCCCGGCGAGUAACUUUGGUAUCCCGAUUGCGGCUAUUGCGGACAUGAGCAAAGAUCCUGAGAUCAUCUCCGGCCGUAUGACCGGCGCCCUUACCCUGUACUCCGGCACAUUCAUGCGCUACGCCAUGGCCGUAACACCAGCAAACUACCUGCUCUUCGGCUGCCACGCCAUCAACUUCAGCUCGCAACUCGUUCAAGGGUACCGAUACCUCAACUACUGGAACUUCGGCGGCCGGGAAGCUAGCCUGGCGGGCAAGGCGGAUAAGGCCAAGGAUGAGGCAAUGGGUAUGGUGGGAAAGGCGGAGCAGAAGCUCGAGAAGGUCGCCGAGAAUGUCAAGGGCGUCAUUCCGAAAUAA